UCAUUAAAAAACGCGCGACCAUUAACAAUCUAAUGUUUUACUGAUAAAAUAUUUCUAGAAUUUUAGUGCUUCUUUUGAAUGGAAUUGAGACAACAUGGCACUACUUCUAAAGAAAGGUAUAUAUGUAGUAGCAGGUAAAAGAACGCCUUUUGGAAAAAAUGGAGGUUUACUUCGUGAAGUUUUGGCUGAGGACCUGUUCGCCACAGCAGCCACUGCAGCCCUGAAGGCUGGUAAAAUAGCCCCUGAUGUUAUAGACACCGUCAACAUUGGGCAGAUUAGUUCAUUAUCACAACAUGGAAUGUCAGGUCGGCAUGCAGCUCUGAAAGCAGGCAUUCCUGCAGAUCGACCUGUUCUCAGUUUAAACCAAAUGUCUGGAUCCGCCUUUAGUGGCAUAAUCUGCAGCGCACAGAUAUUCUCGGACACAAGAGGUUUUUUCGACGAGGAGCUGGCUCCAGUGACAGUAAAGGACAAUGACCGAGAAAUUAUAAUGACGAAAGAUGAACAUCCACAGCCUGACAUCACAUUUGACGAGCUCAGUCAAUUGCCACCUUUGUUCGAAAAUGGACUCGUCACAACUGGUAACUGCACCGGAGCAAAUGACGGCGCUGCUGCAGUGGUCUUGGCGAAUGAAGAAGCUUUAACUACCUACAACUUGAAACCUUUGGCACGAUUAGUGGGCUGGUCAACUCUUGGAAUAGAUCCAGUGAUGAUGGGGAUCGCAUCUAUUCCGGCUACACAGGCACUUCUCAAGACUACAGGACUGUCUAUUGACGACAUAGAUUUAUUUGAGAUACAUGAAACAUACGCGGCGACAGCAAUUAUUAUUGCCAAGGAGCUAGGCGUGGAUCACAACAAACUGAACCUAAACGGAGGAGCAAUCUCUAUCGGUCACCCGUCGGGAGCUUCGGGGGCAAGGCUAUUAAUCCACCUUACCAAUGAACUCAGGUAA
This is a messenger RNA of Spodoptera exigua (beet armyworm), 949 nucleotides long. The record is from the annotation of a GenBank genome assembly. Lineage: Eukaryota; Metazoa; Arthropoda; Insecta; Lepidoptera; Noctuidae.